AUGGAGAAUUUUCCUUCGUAUUCCUACCCAGAUUCCGGCGAUUCUUCUCCUCGUUCCCGUGAAAUCGACUUCGAGAAUCCUCCGCCGCCAUGGGAGGAGCAGCAACAGCAGCAGCAACCGCCGCAAUCUUCACUCAACCACAAGGUCAAAUUCAUGGUUAGUUAUGGCGGCAGAAUUCAACCUCGUUCUCAUGAUAAUCUCCUCGCUUACGUCGGCGGUGAAACCAAAAUUCUCGCCGUCGAUCGAUCGAUUAAAUUCGCGUCGUUGUAUUCUAAGCUUUCGUCGACUCUCGCAUCGGAGUCUGCCGUGAACGACGCCGUUUCUGGUGGUUUCAUCUUCAAAUACCAGCUUCCUGGUGAAGAACUCGACGCUUUGAUUUCCGUCACAAACGACGAUGAUUUGGAGAAUAUGAUGCAUGAAUACGAUCGACUUUAUCGCGGUUCAACUAAACCGGCUCGAUUAAGGAUUUUUCUCUUUCCGAUUCAUAAAUCUGGUUCGUUUGGAUCUACUUCGUCGGAUCCUGGUAAGAUCGACCGUGAAUCCGACCGGUUCGUCGAGGCUUUGAAUUCCGGUCCAUCGCCGCCUCCUCCGGCGGCCGUCAACAGUAAUAUGGAUUUCUUAUUCGGUUUAGAUAAAGGUCCGGCGCAAAUUCCGGCGCCGGUUCAAGCUCCGGUUCAGAUUCCGGUACCGGUUCAACAACGGCAUGAACCGGAUCCACAAAUUGAAGCGCGGAUUCAGGAGAUGAACAGGAUGCAGAUCUCGGUUCAGGAGAUGAAUCGGCAAAAAAGCGAGGAAGCAAACUAUGCGGCAACUGCUCCGGCUAAUAUUCCGUCGUCUGUUCAAAUUCCGGCGGGUUACUGGCAACCUCCGCCGCCUCCUCAACAGGUCAACGUCGAACAACAACCACCGCAACAGCAACAACCGAUGCCACCUCAGCACCACCACCAACAACAAUUCCAUCACCAACAACAGCAGCAACAACACCAGCAGUUUCAUCCUCAACAACAGCAACAUCCACAACAACACCAGCAACAGCAACAACAGCCGGUAUACAUGGUUCACGCGCCACCACCAGGGAAUGUUUACCACGCGCCGAUGAUGCGACCGGUAACCGGACAACCCAGUCAAGGGUACUACCAGAUGCAAAGAGUGCCAUCUGAUCAGGUUUACCGGGAGCAGCAGGUGUACAACAUGGGGUCAGGGAAGAUGGGAGGAGGUUAUUCAGAAGGGAUGGGGUUACCGGCUAGACCGAUGGGUGCGGAAAAUCAGGGGUAUACGCAGGUGGCGUACGAUAACGGAAGUGGGAGACAGGUGUACUAUGCUGCGCCUCCGGGAAGUGCGGGAGUCGUAACGACGCCGUUUCAGGGAGUUCCGGUAAAUGGGAGUGGUGAAAUGAGACCGGUAACUGCUGCUCCACCGGGUUUAACCAGUGUUCCUGCUGAGGGUAAUAAGGGAAUUCAGAAAGUUGUGUCUAAUUCUAAUGUGUGA
This is a messenger RNA of Chenopodium quinoa (quinoa), 1488 nucleotides long. Its product is annotated as transcription activator MSS11-like. Gene Ontology annotation, molecular function: protein binding. Lineage: Eukaryota; Viridiplantae; Streptophyta; Magnoliopsida; Caryophyllales; Amaranthaceae. The transcript has a single exon. The record is from RefSeq and is a predicted model, not a curated record. The coding region runs from base 1 to 1488 and encodes 495 amino acids.